AUGUUCCUUCGCUUCGGAUUCAUACUGGGCCAGAGUGGCAUCCUGGGAAUGCUGGGUGCUGCCCCUACUCUUUUGGUUCACUACCUCAUUAAUCUAAUCACAACGCUGUCGAUUUCAGCAAUUUCUUCUAACGGUACUGUGCGCGGCGGUGGUGCUUACUAUUUGAUAUCACGCUCACUGGGGCCGGAAUUUGGCGGCAGCAUUGGUCUUGUCUUCUACCUAGGGUUUGUCUUCAAUACCGGCAUGAAUGCUGUGGGUAUGAUUGAUUGCCUAAUGAACAACUUUGGUCAAGUUGCUGGAAGUUCUGGUCACGUCUUUCGUGAUGGCUAUUGGUAUCGAUAUCUUUAUGCAACCGCCGUGCUCAUCUUUUGUACGGCUAUAUGUGCUGUGGGUAGCCAAAUAUCGGGCCGUGAGAACUGGCAGGAUCUUUUUGGCAUCCUUUUCCCAGCAACUGCCGGUAUAUUCGCUGGCGCUAGUAUGUCCGGUGAUCUGCGCAACCCCAGCAAAUCCAUCCCUAAAGGUACACUGCACGGAUUGUUACUCACCUUUAUUGCCUAUACCAUGGUGAUACUUUCAAUGGGCGCCACUAUCAAAAGGGAGAGUCUCUACAAGGAUCUCAAUAUCAUUCAGGAUAUCAAUGCCUCAAAGCAUCUCAUCUUGAUGGGCGAGUUGGCCUCGUCCUUCUUCUCUGCGCUCAUGGGCGUCAUUGGUUCCGCCAAAUCGCUCCAAGCACUCGCACGAGACGGCGUUGUUCCUGGUGUUUCGAUCUUUGGCCAGGGAACAAAGCUGCACGACGAACCGACCUAUGCAAUUAUCCUCACUUUUCUGCUCUCUCAGCUCACCCUUUUCGGUGAUAUCAAUCAAAUCGCUAACAUCGUGACGAUGACAUACCUCAUGACCUUCCUAGUUACUAAUCUAGCUUGCUUUCUUUUGAAAAUUGGGAGCGCACCCAACUUCAGACCGAGCUUCAGGUACUUCACAUGGUGGACAGCCGCUGCUGGAGCUGUUGUGAGCGGGGCAACAAUGAUCUUUGUUGAUAUACUUUACGCCGGUGGUUGCCUUGCUAUAUUGCUUUCAUUGUUCCUGGUUAUUCAUUACACCACACCACCGAAAAGUUGGGGUGAUGUUUCCCAGAGCUUGAUCUAUCACCAGGUCCGGAAGUAUCUUCUCAGACUUAAGCAGGAACAUGUGAAGUUUUGGCGGCCCCAGAUAUUGUUACUCGUCAAUGAUCCCCGGCGAUCGUGGAAACUGAUUCAAUUUUGCAACGCUAUGAAGAAGGGCGCUCUGUACAUCUUGGGCCACAUAGUUGUCACACCCGACUUUCAGGAAUCCUUUCCCGAGUUGAAGAGGCAACAGGCAGCAUGGAUGAAGUAUAUCGAUUUUAGCAAAGUCAAAGCAUUUCCUCAGAUCUCUAUUGCGCCCACAAUCGAAUGGGGGGCGCGAAAUAUUGUCCUUUCCGCAGGGCUUGGGGGAAUGCGACCAAAUAUCGCUGUAAUGGGUUUCUAUAAUCUUGACGAGUACAGAGAAUCGACCUCACUCAUCAAUGUGCCUUCUGCAACACCGAUAAGCGACAAGACAUCUGCAAACCGCCAGUUGGCCCGCCAAGGUUCACCAGGCAAACGCAUUAGCCAUAUUGUCGAUAACCUGCCUACUGACAAUAUGAGGAGCGAGAAAGCAGUCAGCGCAACCAGUUAUGUUAACAUUUUGGAGGACUUACUGCUGUCAUUGCAGAUAAAUGUCGCUAUCGCAAAGGGGUUUGAGGAUCUUGAACUCCCAAAGAAAGGAAACCACCAUGAAAAGAAGUACAUCGACCUUUGGCCAAUACAAAUGUCUGCCGAGAUUGAAAACGAUGGCCCUGGUACUGGCAGUGUGUUAACUACCAACUUUGAUACUUACACACUGAUUCUGCAGCUGGGUUGUAUCCUUAACACGGUUCCGGCUUGGAAAAAAACGUAUGGAGUCCGGGUGGCGGUUUUUGUCGAAUAUGAGAGUGACGUUAAGGAAGAGCAGGACAGAGUUAAGAAGCUGCUUGAAAAUUUACGAAUACAGGCCGAGGUUUUAGUCAUGUGGCUCUCGAGCGGUGAGCUUCAUUCUUAUGAUGUUAUUAUCAACGGAGCGGCCCCAGAGGACGGUGGCGAUGUUGAGGAGAUUCUCGGGAAAGAGGAGUGGUGGAGAGAACUGCAGAAGCGAAGAGGCCAAGCGUCCUCGCAAGACAGCCCCAACCAUCUUACCGAUCUAGCUCAGCUCGUCAGCGGUGCUCAAUGGCCCAGCAGCAGUUUCUACCAACAAGCAAACCGCACGGGAUCACACUCAGUCUCUGGAGGGUUACGUAAACUUAUCAAGAAGCCUCGAAGAAGACAUUCCAUGUUUGGGCUCUCAAGACUUGGGAUGCCGGUUUCCCUGAAUAUGCGCACACAUCGCCUAAACCCGGAUGCUCUUGACCACGGGUCUGCUUCCGAACUAUCAAGUGACGAGGAAAGUAGCGAUGAGCUCUUCAGUGACGAAGAAUCCAUUGCCAGCGCAGCAAGCGAAAACGACGUUGGUGAAUACGAUGAAGAAAUAUUCUCUGUGCCCAAGGCACGCCGAGCCAGCGUCGGGGAUCCAUUUGGCCUAGGCACGCUCUCCAGGAGAGAAACAUUACGGCAAACCGCUCUAAAAAUAUCUGCAUUCAAGCCCCCCCUUGGCGAUCCAUCUGGUGGACCACCCCACAAUUUGCACCCUGCAUCAGAUUCAGGUGGGAACUCCUCUGGAAACGCGUCGGCUUCGUUGUCCGUCAGACCUGAGCCACCCCAUCGGAGCUCCACACCAACCUUCUCCUGUAAAGCCAUACCCGAUACUCAGGUUGCUGCGGAAGAAGGCGCUGGGCCAAGCAUCAUGUUCGCAGACUCCAAACCUAGGAGGAUAACCAGCCCACCGGCGCAACCCCACCCACUCUCGUUUAACGACCUUCCUUCGAGGGCCCAACAUCUAAUCCUGAACGAGCUCAUUCGAAAGUAUUCGCAGGAUACCGCAGUAGUCUUCACAACCCUACCCUCUCCGCAAUCUGGAACAUUUAAGAGUGAGAAGGAUUCUCUGGAAUACCUCACCGGUCUAGAGGUUCUAACUACAGGCCUCCCGCCCACGCUCCUUGUCCACUCUAAUUCUUUAACCGUAACAACUGCUCUAUAA
This is a messenger RNA of Tuber melanosporum (Perigord truffle), 3168 nucleotides long. RefSeq lists its product as uncharacterized. Bases 1 to 3168 code for a protein of 1055 amino acids. The transcript is spliced from 12 exons. Gene Ontology annotation, cellular component: membrane. Gene Ontology annotation, biological process: chloride ion homeostasis; potassium ion homeostasis; cell volume homeostasis. The record is from RefSeq and is a predicted model, not a curated record. Gene Ontology annotation, molecular function: potassium:chloride symporter activity. Lineage: Eukaryota; Fungi; Ascomycota; Pezizomycetes; Pezizales; Tuberaceae.